AUGACUAACAUCUCUUCUUCUUCCCCAUCCAACGGUGACGACACUUCGUCAACGACGAACCAAACCCCUUAUGUGGCGAAAAUCAACUUUCAUUCUGCUUUCGCCAUUACCAACGUCAAAAACAUAAUACCAGUGACGUUGGAUAAUGACUCGGAUAUCUAUCUCUCUUGGUCCACUCUAUUCACCGUGCAAGCGCAUUUUCAUAAUGUGUUUGAUCACAUCAUACCACCUAUUGACGAGCAAGCUCGUGCUGAGGCAGCCACCGUCAAAGCCAACGAUCCCGACCUUUGGAAUCGUCUAGAUGCCGUUGUGUUGCAUGCUAUGUUCAAUGAUAACAAGCACUCACGGCCCGUUCAACUUGAAAACCAGUUUAGCAAUACCAAUCUAGCAGAUUUUCACUCCAUCAAAGCCUAUUGCAACCGUCUCAAGCUCCUCUCCGAUCAACUUGCAAAUGUUGAUUCUUUAGUCACAAAUACUCUUUUGGUAUUAAAAAUGAUCUCUGGUAUCACUGAGGCUUAUGUCGGGUUCGUAACAUACAUCCAACAACACGAUCCUUUUCCAACCUUUGCAACCUCAAAAUUAAGACUUGAACUUAAAGAAUAUACGAUGCUUCAGCGAGCUGCUCGUGACUCUGGUUCUUCCUCCACUCCAGCCGCACUCAUGGCCAAAACUACACUGUCAAAUGAUGAUGUUCCUCGCCAUUCCUCUCCUGGUUACACUUAUCAAAACUGUAACCCACCAUCUAACACCUCUCGCGGAAACCGAGGCAAAAAGAACAACCGCAACAAUACUAAACAAGGAGGAGUCCUUGGGCCAAGACCACAACAGGCUGCUUACAAUGUUAAUGCACCCAGCCCAACUGAUAUUGAAACUGCUUUACACACCCUCAAUCUUGCUCAGCCUGAUCAAUAUUGGUAUAUGGACACCGGAGCCACUUCUCAUAUGUCAUCAUCGCAAGGAUUUUCUGACGGGGAUGGCUCUAAUGAGAUGUGA
This is a messenger RNA of Vicia villosa (hairy vetch), 993 nucleotides long. RefSeq lists its product as uncharacterized. Bases 1 to 993 code for a protein of 330 amino acids. NCBI's taxonomy places the organism in Eukaryota, Viridiplantae, Streptophyta, Magnoliopsida, Fabales, Fabaceae. The record is from RefSeq and is a predicted model, not a curated record. The transcript has 4 exons.